This is a messenger RNA of Zophobas morio, 1514 nucleotides long. RefSeq names its product dynein light chain 1, cytoplasmic. The transcript is spliced from 3 exons. Gene Ontology annotation, molecular function: dynein intermediate chain binding. Gene Ontology annotation, cellular component: cytoplasmic dynein complex. The record is from RefSeq and is a predicted model, not a curated record. The coding region runs from base 213 to 482 and encodes 89 amino acids. Gene Ontology annotation, biological process: microtubule-based process. NCBI's taxonomy places the organism in Eukaryota, Metazoa, Arthropoda, Insecta, Coleoptera, Tenebrionidae.
AGAAGCCCCUAGCGGCCGGCCAAUCGGCGCGCCGGCGACUUUUGGCAUUAUCCCGAUCAAAAGCCAGUCAAAAAAGUUGAGAAUCUAGCUUUUCAACAAGAAGAGAAAAUUCUAAAGCGUGAGAGUUUGACAGUUCGAGGUUCUUUUGCCCGCUGAACAGGCGAUUUGUGGUAAAUUUCACGUCCAGUAACAAGCAACACAAAACAGACAAGAUGACCGACCGCAAAGCCGUCAUCAAGAAUGCCGACAUGAGCGAGGACAUGCAGCAGGACGCGGUGGAUUGCGCCACACAGGCCAUCGAGAAGUACAACAUCGAGAAGGAUAUAGCGGCAUACAUAAAGAAGGAAUUCGACAAGAAGUACAACCCGACGUGGCACUGCAUCGUUGGUCGGAAUUUCGGGUCGUACGUGACCCACGAGACGCGCCAUUUCAUAUAUUUCUACUUAGGACAGGUGGCGAUACUGCUGUUCAAGAGCGGUUAAAUUAUCAUUCCCCACCCGUACAGUAUUCCAAGGAAAAUUUAACAUAAAGCCGGACUUCUAAUAAGCUAUGUUUUUGUCAUUUCUCGGUUCUAUUCCAUUUUCGAAUCAGGUGUGUUUUUGUAACGGUGGUUUGCGAGUGGGUGACUCGAAAAUGGUUCCCUAAAUCCACAACAGGGGUGUUAUUCGUGUAACAAUUGGAAUAUAUUUUUGUUCAUUCAACGAUUUUUAUUUGUAUAGCGUUAAGUAGAGUCGGGAAAUGUUGAUUUCGUCAAAAUCACGAGUUCAACGCACAAUUAGUGGACAGCGUGUACGGUUAUAUGGUUUCUAGUGGCUUCAAAGUCUGCACUUGAAUCAACAUUUCUUUAAUUAUUUACAUUGUUUGCCCCAUUCCCCAAAUGGAUGUUUGUUGCUAAAUAUAUUCAACUAAAACCUAUUCCGUAAGUUGUUAAUCUAUAUUAUAUAAGCCAUCUACUAAAGUUGUACUUAAGUCUUGUUAUACUUGAAUGUAGAUUAUAUUUUUUGUUUACUACUUGGAUGAUGAUUUGUGGAGCGUUCUCGUCAGGUGACGUCCAUUUCUAGCUAACGGCGCUCCAAAGUGAUAUAACCGUUUAGUUCUUUUAAAUGACUUGAGUCACUGCCGCCACAUUUAGAAGAACUAACAUUUUUUGCUUGCUUCUGCCAACUCUUUCCUUACGAAAACACAUUCCACCAAACGUAUUUUCGACAGGAAGGAAACCACAAAAUAUAUUUUUGUAUUAAAAAAUACCUAAGGGAUGGGCAUGGUUUUUAAGAAUAGCGACUCGCUUUGUUUUUAUUAAAUAGAUUAUAGGCAAUCGUUAUUAUUUAGAAGAACUAAAUUCAAAUAUCGCUUCUUUUUCUCUCACUCAUUAGUAUAGGGAAAUUAACUGUAUUUGAUGUUAUCAUUUUUAUCCCCCGUUCCUUUCAUCCCCAUCCCGCAGUCCCGGACCCCAUCUUGUACCCUUAUUUUCAUACUCUGUAUCUCCAUAUGUAGCAAAUACAUGGUUAAAGAUU